AUGGGUUUUGGGCCAACCCCCACUAUAACUACUCGGACUAGGAAGGGUCGGGCCUUUCGGGCCAGAUUGGGUUAUGUGACAUUUUUGGAACAGAUAUCGGGAUAUACACCAGCCCAGCCCAAGGAUGGGCCUAGCGCUUUAGCUGCGGUUUUCAUUGAAGGUCUCAUCUUCCUUCUCGUCUCCGCCAUCGGUUUACGUGCAAAACUCGCAAAACUUAUCCCCAAACCCGUCAGAAUCUCCUCCUCCGCCGGUAUUGGUCUCUUCUUAGCCUUCAUCCGUUUACAGAACGGAGGCUCCGGUUCAAACAUUCGCCAACGGCACCGUUGCUCUCAUUCCCGGCGGCACUGUUUCCGGCGACAUCAUGUGCCUGAAUGGUCGCAUGGAAAGUUCCACAUUCUGGCUCGGAGUCAUCGGCUUUAUUAUCAUCGCGUAUUGCUUAGUGAAAAAUAUCAAUGGCGCUAUGAUUUAUGGGAUUGUCUUCGUAACCGCCGUCUCGUGUUUUCGCAUCGCAGCGUUUCCGAAAACGCCGGCCGCAACUCCUCUUGCCAAUACUUCAAGAAAGUCGUCGACGUUCACAAGAUCGAAAGCACCGCCGGGGCUUUGACCUUCAAAAGCAUCGGAAAAGGGUAUUUCUGGGAAGCCUUAUUCACUUUUCUCUACGUCGACAUCUUGGACACCACCGGAACUAUGUAUUCCAUGGCUCGUUUCGCCGGAUUUACAGACAUCAACGGCGACUUCGUAGAACAAUACUUCGCAUUCAUCUCCGACGCUUUUCAGCUAUCGUUGUCAGAUCAUUGUUGGUUACUUCACCGGUGA
Messenger RNA from Ilex paraguariensis (yerba mate), 816 nucleotides. The record is from the annotation of a GenBank genome assembly. Lineage: Eukaryota; Viridiplantae; Streptophyta; Magnoliopsida; Aquifoliales; Aquifoliaceae.